Molecule: messenger RNA, 9420 nt
Organism: Epinephelus fuscoguttatus (brown-marbled grouper)
Lineage: Eukaryota; Metazoa; Chordata; Actinopteri; Perciformes; Serranidae
Gene: map3k21
Product: mitogen-activated protein kinase kinase kinase 21
Exons: 10
Coding region: 959-4054 (1031 amino acids)
Biological process (GO): protein phosphorylation
Molecular function (GO): protein binding; JUN kinase kinase kinase activity; ATP binding
Source: RefSeq, a predicted model, not a curated record
GCAGCGAGCCCAGCACCAGCGUCCCCCUGCUCCUCCGCUCAGCCACUGCUGGGUCCGACUUCGUCUGGCGACGACGGCGAUGGGGGGGUUGUUUUGGUUAAAGUUGACGGAUUUUUUUCUCUCCACGUUUCUAUUCCCGCACUGUUGAGUUCCGGGACGUUUUGACGUACUUUCUGGGUGUUCAAACCGUCUGCUUUUCUUCCAGCUCCCGGAGGAGAAACUAACUUGGGAAUAACAGAUCUUUAAGCUGAGAGGAGCAACUUUUCCAACUGCCUUACUAGUCAACGGGCUGACCUAUGCUAAGCUAACCCCGCUAGCCAAUGCUGUUGAAAUCCCUGUUUAAAGUCCACAAACGAGCAAGAGGACUUUACAUGUCGGGGUACGGUCACUAGACGGUAUUUACGGGCUACUUUCCAUGAGAAAGCUGCCGCUCGGAGCUUCACUUUACCCGGUCUGAGUGGACGGUGCAGGUGCACCUCUUGCGGCACCUGCGAAAACUUGGUAACUUAGCUCCAUCGUUGGAAAGCUAACUUUAGCUUGUCGCAUUAGCAUUAAACAGAAGCAGAUACUAUAGUGUGGAGCUAUUCUUCUCUCAUGGCAGAGAUUGUUUGAGGUUUAAGACAUGAGUUGUUAGUUUCAGAGUGUAUAUUGCUGUUUAACCGUCAGCCGUUAAAGUGGUGACAUUAGCUAAGGCUAACCGUUGCUAGCAAGUUGUGACCCUCAUUCACUUUUACCGGAGUGGCGACGUGGAUACAGGGCUGUGGACGCUGUCUCUCCCACAGGACUUUGGACACGGUUUCUUCCUGCCCCGGGCUGCGCAGGGUAUGCCCCUCUCUUAUCAGCAGCUAGUGUAGAUGUGACAGCAUGCGGAUUUCUCAAAGUUACAUUUCACCGUUUUAAAGUUUUCGUUUUGUCCUAAAAGCUCUGCACCCUAUGGUGCCGCUACGGCCACCGAGAAAUGGAUGUCUCGCAGGCCGCUUUCCCAAACGGUGAAGGGCGGCCGGGCGGCGGUGGGACAGGGGAGCAUGCCUGGACAGAUGCCCCCACGGUUCGGGCGUGGGCUCACUCCGCCCCGCUGUGCCCGACCCGGUCCCUGUGGACAGCUGCGUAUGACUACGAGGCAAGCGGCGAGGACGAGCUCAGCCUCAGACGCGGGGACGUGGUGGAGGUGCUGUCCAAAGACGCAGCGAUCUCCGGGGACGAGGGAUGGUGGACGGGCAAAAUCAACCACCGGGUCGGGAUUUUCCCCUCCAACUAUGUCACCUACCAGCCCGCUAUUUACCGUCUCCCUGCAACGAGUGUCUCCGUUGGGGCACGAGAGCAAGUCCCGAGCACGCCUGUCCAGAUCCCCUUCAGUGAACUGGUACUAGAGGAGAUCAUAGGCGUGGGUGGAUUUGGCAAAGUUUACCGAGGCACAUGGAAAGAUCAGGAGGUCGCCGUGAAGGCGGCUCGGCAGGACCCAGAUGAGGACAUAACAGCCACCGCCAGCAGUGUUAAACAAGAAGCGAAACUUUUCUCCAUGCUGCAGCACCCCAACAUUAUUAAGCUGGAGGGAGUGUGUUUGAAGGAGCCCAACCUGUGCCUGGUCAUGGAGUAUGCCCGAGGCGGGACACUGAACCGGGCGUUGACCGGAAGGCGCAUCCCUCCACACAUCCUGGUCAACUGGGCCGUGCAGAUUGCACGCGGGAUGCUGUACCUACACGAGGAGGCCGUGGUACCCAUUAUCCAUCGUGACCUGAAGUCUAGCAACAUUUUAUUACUUGAAAAGAUUGAGAAUGACGACAUCGGGAGGAAGACCUUGAAGAUCACAGAUUUCGGCUUGGCCAGGGAGUGGCACAAAACCACGAAAAUGUCAGCUGCAGGCACCUACUCCUGGAUGGCCCCCGAGGUCAUCAAGUCGUCUCUCUUCUCCAAAGGCAGUGACGUCUGGAGCUAUGGUGUCUUGCUGUGGGAGUUGUUAACGGGGGAGGUGCCUUAUCGUGGGAUAGACGGCCUGGCUGUUGCUUACGGUGUGGCAGUCAACAAGUUAACUCUACCAAUCCCCUCCACUUGCCCCGAACCCUUCGCCAAGCUCAUGGAAGAGUGUUGGGACCAGGACCCCCACGUGCGUCCCUCCUUCUCCUGCAUCCUGGAGCAGCUGUCGGCCAUCGAGGAGGCAGUGAUGGCCACCAUGCCCCAGGACUCCUUCCACAGCAUGCAGGAUGACUGGCGCGUGGAGAUCCAGGAGAUGUUUGACGAGCUCAGGACCAAAGAGAAGGAGCUGCGUUCCAGAGAAGAGGAGCUGACGCGGGCCGCCCUCCAGCAAAAGUCUCAGGAGGAGCUGCUGAAGCGUCGGGAGCAGCAGCUGGCGGAGCGGGAGAUCAACGUGCUGGAGAGAGAGCUCAACAUCCUCAUUUUCCAGCUCAACAAAGACAAGCCCAAUGUGAAGAAGAGGAAAGGCAAAUUCAAACGUUCCCGCCUCAAACUGAAAGAUGGAAACCGCAUUAGCCUGCCGUCAGACUUCCAGCAUAAGAUCACCGUGCAGGCGUCACCUUCUAUGGACAAGCGGCGAAGCCUUCACAGCACCAGCUCCUCUCCUCCCAGCAGCCCCACACUCAUCCCCCGGCUACGAGCCAUUCAGCUUACGCAAGAUGAGAGCAACCGAACGUGGGGCCGCAGCACCCUCUUCAGGCCAGAGGAGUUUGAUGACGUGAAAAAGGGAAUCAAGAAGAAAGGAAGAACCUGGGGCCCCAGUUCAGUCCAGAGCAAAGAGAGGCCUGCUGCUGCUGAGAGAGUGCGUCCUCUGUCAGAUGGUAGUAACCCCUGGUCCACCAGCCUGGUCAAGUCCCAGAAGUCUGUCCCCCUCGCUGCCCUGUUUGCUGAACAAGCAGGGGGCGGCAAAGACGAGGCAUUCUCCCAGGAAUGUCCCGACAGCAGCUCCAAGCCAAAGCAGCUCAAGUUCCCCAACCAGGUGUACAUCGAUCUACCUCUGUGGAGGGACGAGCAGCAGCCUCAGAGCCCCGGUGGGCAUUGUGGGUCGGCAGAUGCUGGGGUCGGGGCAGCAGGUCAGGGUGCCCCACCAGAGACCCCAGACGACCCCUACACCACCACAUCCACCUCAUCCACCUCCACCACCCCACAGCUGACCCCCACUAACAGCCUGAAGCGGACGUCAGCUCGCCGCAAGACUGACUCUGUGCUGUACGGCUGCGGCUCACUGCUGGCUUCAGUUGUGCUCGGUUAUGACAUUAGGGAGGCUCUCAAAAACUCUGGGGAAGAUUGCGAGCCCCCGCGCGAGGAGAAAGAGAAGAAGAAGAAGGAGGGCCUGUUUCAGCGAGCGACCCGGUUCCGCCGCAGCACCUCACCGCCCAGUGGUCGCUCCCGCAAAGACGAGGCAUCGUCAAAUCACACCGCUACCCAGCCUGUCAAUCUCAUCUCCAUGUCUGCCAUCAUGGAAUGCAACUCCACCAAGUGCCUCUUACAGUCUGAGGCGGAGGUGUCACAGUCCAGCCCGGGGAAGGCUGAGCUGGUGGCUGCCAAUCAUCAUGCAGAGUCAUCCAGACCGGGCCCGGCAGCUUCUACAGAAGGCCAGAGUAACAGGACUGCAGCUAACACACAGACACCAGUGCAAACCCAAAGCCAGCCACCAGAGCAGAGCAACCACAACACUGGAACACGUCUACGCAGAAAGAAAUACACCACCAACCACAAUACCAAUGGCCCACCUGCUCUGCCUCCUCCAGCCACACAGAAGAAGCAGGAUAGAGAGAAGGACGGAGCAUCAGAGAAGCCUUCCAGUGGCGAGGCCUUCUCCAGACCACGGCCAGUGUCGUUCCGGGCCAGACCCCACGCCUGGGCCCUGCUGCGGGGACGCAACAAGAGCUACUCCCUAGGCCACUACUCUGGAGAGAAGACAGCACAAAACCUAAGCAUGGUGCUGACGUCAGAGGGCUGCUCACUGCUGGACAUGGACACAGAGGGACAGAAACGGGACUGCACUGUGCCACUCUGCCGCAUUCAGAGUUCCCCGGGACGGACCUCCGUUUUCGAGCUGGAGAAAGAGUUCCUCUCGUAGGAGCCGUGGAAAGUGAUCUGCUGUGGUCAUAGUUCAUCCCGUACAAUCUAGUGUUUCAGAACAUACAGACAGAAUUUUUGGCCUAAAACUCCUGGAGGGUUUAGAACCAGGCUGCCUUUUUUGUCCUCCAUUUUAUAAAACGUUCUGUAACAUAGAACCCAGCUUUGUCUUAGCUCUAGGACAUAGGGAUCUCAGUGUUCUAGAGCGUAGCUAAGUCUGAGACUUCUCAAAGACAUCUGUGUCACAGGAGGUCUAGAACAUGCACCCACUCAGUUUGAGAACAGUCUAACAUGCUGCGUUAUGUUUUUUACCCUUCCCAUGUCCUGCCUACUGUCACCCUACUGCACUGUGAUUGGCUAGUACUUGUUACCUCAGCGUGAUGCUCUAGUGUAGGCCAGUUUUCCUCUUGGUUACAUUUGCCUUGCUGUCAUUGUUGCUGUAAAAGCUGCAAAUGGCUAAAAAUCUGAUUAACCAAAUUCAAGAAAGUCAAAGGGUUAGAGAACUCUUUAAGACAGUUCGUCUCAAUCUUUUUUGGGCCCUAUCAGUUUUCCAGGUCCCCUUCUGCACCAUUAGUUGAAAUGUAGGUUAAUUGUCCUCCUUCAAUAUUAAUAUUAUGUCAUUAAAAAAGCAUGUCAUUAAAUGCCAAAAAACAGAUUUGAUUGAACUGGACAGCUGGAAUGUCAUUAACAUUAGUUUCCCAGGGAACUAAAAAGCCACGUCAAUAGAAGUCAUACAGUAUUUAUGAGUGUUAAACAAAUGCAACAGUAAGAAAAUUGAUAUUUAAACUUUAAAGGCAUCUCGUUAUUGAUCACAAACAGCAGCCAGACAGUGAACGGCCAAACUAGAAGUAUUCUUAUUAAUUGUUCCGAUUGAAAACAAGGGCAGCCUACUAAGGAAAAAGUCUGAGGCCACUUGGAAAAAAGCAGUAAAUGGACUUGCACUUGUAUCACCCCUUUCCAGUCUCCCAACCACUCAAAGUGCUUUCUACACUACGCGUCACCUUUGAACACAGGUGGCUGAGGAUACUGAAAGAGGUGCCACAUGCUACACAGCUUUAACACACUCACGUGCCGAUGGAACAGCCAUCAGGAGCGAUGUGGGGCUCAGUAUCUUGCUAGCUAGUAUCAGUAAGCUAGCUUCCGUUGACGGCCUAUUUAUCGUAACCUUCAAAGGAAAUAAGCUAAAUUGCUUUAAAAGCCAGUGUAAACCCUGUGCUUGGUGAUCCUCAGCCAGUUUCUUCACUGCAGGUUGCACAGAAGUUUCAGCCGUAGAACUGUUGUAGAUUUUACAAAGAGCAUGAGGAGCCAGCUGUACAGGCCGCCGACCUGUAGAUGAGGCUUCUUGCUGUGCAAAAAAAUGGAGGCAGGCACAGCUGCAGUGUCUCAGCCAAGUCCCUCUCUCUUUUUCUUUCUAAGAAUUACUAUUGCUCACGGUUUUCCAACGCUCCCCACUCAGAAGUAGAAUAGCUUUCUACUGUAAUGCAUUAAAAGAACUGAGAUAUGCUCUUUGACAGAGGCACGCGCCUGAAGCAUUAAAGCUCUGAGCAGGCCCAAAAAAUCUGGCCCAACCCUAACUUUCAAACCAUGGCAGUAGUUUUGGGCCAGAGCCCAAUUAAAAAGCCGACUUUCCCCUAAUUUUCUAAGGGCUGACGUGUCUCCUGGCAUCUCUUCUCCUACUUCUCCGUUUCUUCAAGAACAUUGUUGGCUCUGCUGGCGUCUUGGCGUGCACACAACAGGUUCUGCGGAGCGGGCUGAACCCCUCGUGUGUCUCCCUCUUGUAGUGUAUACAGCGCCCCAUGGUGAUGCCAUGCACAGAUGACAAUCACUGCUCUGCUGCAUGUUACACACAUCUCUCCACUGUAUUGCUCCAUGUUUAGUCACAUUACCUCUCCCUCGAAAUCUGCGCUCAUAGCACAGUAGGGCGGGACUUUGGUCAUGCUCACAGCUAGCAUCCACUCAGAAGGACAUGUUGAGGUUAUGAGUACCACCCAAUCACAGCGCAGUGUGGCAGAACCAGGCAGAACACUGGCAGGAGAAUAAUAACGCAUACACACUGCCUUGUCUCUCGAACACACACACAGUUCUGAAACCUGAGCAGAACGUUCUGGAUCAGCAGCUCCUCCUCUGAUCCCUCGGUGCUCGACUGUCGCCUUUGUUCGCUCACCUCUGUCUCUCCCUUUUGUUACCUUCUUCCUUUCUCGUUCUGUCGGUGCAGCUCAACGUUGACCGCUGCUGCAGCUUUCGCAACACAAUACCCUCACCUUUUUAUUUAUAUAUAUAUUUUUAUAGGUAAUUUAAUAUGAAGAGACUUGACCUUACCGUAGCGACCAGCAAGACAUACAUUCCAUGUCAGUUUCAAAGUUGUGCGAUCACGCUUUUAGGUUUUUGUGACUUGAGAAUCAUGCAUGCAUGUACCCUUAAAAUGUUGAACAAAAAAAAAAUGGUUAUGCCUUGUUUGUAAAUAUUUCUUUUUAUCCCAUUCUCAGCCUAAUGCUGGCAGUUGUUUUGUAUUACAUAUAUGCUGUUUUAUGACUGUUUUAAAAGUCAGCGAUGCUGCAGUAUCGUCUGUGCUCUGGGGACAGGUUACACACUGGAUCGUAGCAGGGAUGCAAGUAUGUCUCCUCCCAGAAUGCCCUGAAGAUUUUAGAGAUGCAGGUAGAAAAACACUGGAAGUCCUACGAAGCAAACGUGAAAUCUUUUCACUCAAAACUUGGAUAAAUUUUAAACGGCCACUGUGGUCAUGUGUUGCUAAUAUGGAUUUUUGUAAGAGUAUUUAUAGAAACGGUUGGUUUUUUUUGUUUGUUUAUUAUUUCCUGUAUUCAGCACACUGCAGCAGAGCAGGGGAACACUUCAGUCACGAAUGUUCACGUCAGGAAAACCUGCCAUAAAUUAUGAAUACAAUCUAAUCCCCCGUGAUGAUGGCUGAUUGGCUGAACAUAAUGACGCAGCAGAUUUCAGAUUCAAAUCAUGGAAGGAUUUCUACACAGCCCGGGAGUGACCACGCCACCAAAUAGCAAUACUAUAAACCAGACUGUGAUGGUGAUGUAAUUCUGUAAACCAGACAAACUGUGCCUUCUGACGCAUUGACAUUUCUCUGUAUGUCAAAUUCAUGUCUUAAUUUUUACUAUCAUGUGAGCACAGUAUUGCAAUUUAGGCAAACAAAUGCCAGAGUUCCCACGAUCAUGAAAUUCCUAAGUUAGAGAAACUGUUUUCAAGGCCUGGAAAUAGUUUAGAGAUAACAAAAUGUUUUGGGAAAGUUUUGAAUAUACACUUUUUUGGCUAUUGUUUGAAGUAUGUUUAGAAAAUUCCCAUCUUAACAUUCUGUAGAAUUUGUUCCGUAUAAUACUUAUUUAUAUCUAGUGCUGUGACUGUUGAAACAUCACUAAUAUCAAUUGAUAUACACUGGCGUAUGCAGUAGGGUUACACUAUUUGAGGAAAACAUGCAGUCACAUUGUUGAAUAUCACGAUAACAAUAUUACAUUACUAAUAUUACGAUUACAAUAUUACCACAAUAUUACUUACUAAGAAUGUUACGUUAAUAAGCUGAUAUUAAAGUGUACCAGGUUGAGGCCUUUCUGCCCUCAGUAUACUGCUAAAGUACAAUAAACUGCUUGUUAAAUUUAAAGAAUAUGAAAGGAAAAUUAUGUUUAUAUAUAUAUAACAUAUUAAACAUUGAAGCGAGCAAAAAUAGGCACCGAUUUUAAAAAAAAAAGGACGAUGGUUUCAUUUUUAAGUGAAGUCUUUGAAGUAGCUCCAAAAAAAAUUUUCUUAGUGCAAUAUUGCAGUCUCUCGUGCAAGUUGACAUCCAAAUGACAAUAAAAAGAUACAUUGUGAAGCCGUUGUAUGCAGCUAGAUGGCAGCAACGUCUAACAAGUGAGUUAUGUUCACAGUGCUAGCAGUUUGCUUAUUCCCAAAUGCCCUCUUGAGGUGCAUAUUUAAUAAUUUGUCGUCUUUGAAUGACUAGGCUCAAGAGGGAGGCAGACCCUAACUGCACUGGAUGUGGGCUCUGCAACAAAAUGUUUGACGUUAGCAACAUGGAGAAGCAGCCUAUUUUAAAAUACUUAAAUAAGGUCAUAAAAGUGGGGUGAAAUACUAUGAAAAGUUUUUCAAAUGAAUUGGUAAAAAUGAGUGGGAACCCUGAAAUGUUAUGUUUAAUUAAGUCAUGUUUUUGGUUUUGUUUUAUUUCUUUUUGUCCACUUUUUAUGUAGCAUCAAGCAAACAGUGUCAGCAUGUCGUCAAAUCUCUAUCUAAUCAAGCUCAGAAAGGUCUGGAGACAUUAAGGAUAGAUUUUUGGCUAAAGAGACUGGAGACAGUUUCAUUAUCAGACUCUAAAUGAUUAACAAAGUGUUUGUUAUCCUGAUUUGUUCAGCAGGUUUUUCUCUGGGCUUCUGUGAGCUUGACAGUGUGGAGAUUUGACUGUGUAUCUAGUCCCUUGGUCACUCCUGGGCUCUCUAACUCCUGUGUUACUGUUGACUGAUUAUAUCCCCCCUUUCUUCCCCGCUGUCUUACUUCAGUCUGUUUUUGAGAACAUUAGAAAACAUGUCCCCCUGUUGAAGGACAAAACAAGGGCUCAUCUACAGCGAGAUCUGAAUUCCCAAAUGGUGUAAAUAUAAUUGUGAUUCCUGAUGUGUAUAUCACUGCGGCAUCUUAUGAUGAUGAUUUAGAAUGUGAAGUUUCCCAUGAUCUGUGUUUUAUGACCACUGACUGUCAAAGCAACACUGUAAAGGCCUUACUAAUCACUGAGCUGUUAAAGGGGCAGUUUACAAGCCAAGAUAUCACUGGAUUUACCCUUUGCUAUGAAUUAAGGGUUCAAUCUGUAAAUACCACAAUGCACUGGUGCUCUGUGUUCCCUUAAAAAUAUUUUAUUUCAGUUUGAAGCUGCGGUUUGUCGUCCGGUUCAUGACUCGACGUGUAAACAUUCCACUACAUUUGACAAACUGCAGCAUGAAUAUUUGUGAUACCGGUUAUCAAUAAGGUGCAUUCAGGCUUCUGGCUAAGGGACCAAAUUCACCUCGACCAGCACUAAAGGCCUCUCUGUCUUCAGGACCAAAACCACUAAAUGAACUAGCUGCUAGUGAGGAGUUCUUACAAAGAAAACGACUCGGUACGAAAACUUCACAAAACGACCUCAGAGGCGCAGCGCUGUCGCUGAAAGACCCGCCAGCUUCUGAUCAAUUAACGAGACUUCCUGUUAAAUGCAACACUUCCUUUAAGUCACUGAACGUCUCCGUCACGCUGAAACGUGUCAGAUUAGCUUUGAGUUCAUCUGUUUCAAUGAACUUCUUUUGUUAUCAUUACAGUAUUGGUUAUUUCACGCCAGAUUGAUCAAGAGUAUCAAGUUUUAUCAACAUUUUGAAUAAAGUCUAA